This is a messenger RNA of Drosophila ficusphila, 1216 nucleotides long. RefSeq lists its product as uncharacterized. The transcript is spliced from 6 exons. Gene Ontology annotation, molecular function: serine-type endopeptidase activity. Lineage: Eukaryota; Metazoa; Arthropoda; Insecta; Diptera; Drosophilidae. The coding region runs from base 40 to 1026 and encodes 328 amino acids. The record is from RefSeq and is a predicted model, not a curated record. Gene Ontology annotation, biological process: proteolysis.
GACAGUCAAGGUUUUCCUGCCGACGAGUCAAGAGAAAUUAUGAUUUCGGUAGCUCUAAUUAUAUUGUGUCUUUUUCCGUGCGUGCAAAAUGAGUUUUUGCGUCCGUCUUACCAAGUUUUACUGCAAAGGAGGACAGACUUGGGUGGUUUAACUGAUGGCCACUGCUACGGAAAUAUUCUUCAGAGCCGUCUUGUUUUGACAGCGGCAUCGUGUUUAUUGAGUAACAAUUCAAAUAACCAAGCUGUAUUAAGUGGCCCAGAAGAAUUAGCUGUGUCCUUUAAAGGAAGAGACUUGCAGGAAUGGAUAUACUUUGUUGAUAGCAUUGACGUUUUUCCUAAAUUUAAUGUGUCAUCUUUUGAAAAUGAUAUUGCGAUUCUAAGUUUAAGUACACAACUUCCCCUUUCCGAGCGAAAUGAUAUUGAAUGGGUUUUAGUUGGAGACUAUGAUCUUACGGAUUUACCUUUGGAAGUCGGCGUAGAUUCAUAUGUUUGGAAAAAUCCUUACGGAGAAAACGUAUACCCUGGCUAUGGCGUUAUUCAUGAAAGUAAUCUAGUUGGAAUAAUUUCCUUAGGACUCCCAUCGAAAAACAUACGCGAAUCUAAUCUUGAAAAUGGAAUAACAAAUAGAUUUCUGCAAAUAAACCCUUAUUUAAGUUGGAUCUAUGGAAUCUUACAGAAUGCAGAGACUGCCGACAUAAAUAACAAUAGCUACAGUGCAUCUCUACCUUAUCGUCAAAGAAAAAGCGCAGAGAUAGUAAACGAAUACAUUGAACCUGACGCAGGAUAUUUUCAAGGCACAGCCAAUCCCUCUAUUGAUGUUAUAGAAACUGACCCAGAAGAUGAAACAAAUAUUGAGGAAACCUAUACUGAAAACGUUUUAGUGGAUUUAAUAAACGAGGCGGACCAAUCUAAUGAAAACAUUGAAAGUGAGACAGGAUAUCUAACAAACGCAGCGAAUAUAGACAAAAAGAAUUCUUUGUGGAUUUUAAUAUUCAUAAUUAUACAAGCUAAAUUAUAUAUUUACUGAAAUAUUUUGAUCUUAUGUUAUCCAUACUAAUAUAGAUUUAUAUUUUAUCCUAUAAAUUUAUAUUUUGUCUUAUUCAAAUUCAAAAUUUUGUUGCUGUUACAAAACACUUCCAAACACAUAAAUUUUGAACGCCAACUGUAUUAUAUUUAAAUAUUUAAAUAUGUUGAAUAAAAUGUAUCGAUAGUCACCA